Molecule: messenger RNA, 2303 nt
Organism: Myotis brandtii (Brandt's bat)
Lineage: Eukaryota; Metazoa; Chordata; Mammalia; Chiroptera; Vespertilionidae
Gene: CHRNE
Product: cholinergic receptor, nicotinic, epsilon (muscle)
Exons: 10
Coding region: 984-2168 (394 amino acids)
Biological process (GO): chemical synaptic transmission; monoatomic ion transmembrane transport; regulation of membrane potential
Cellular component (GO): neuron projection; synapse; postsynaptic membrane
Molecular function (GO): acetylcholine-gated monoatomic cation-selective channel activity; transmembrane signaling receptor activity
Source: RefSeq, a predicted model, not a curated record
CCGGAAUUGAACCUGUGACCUUUCAGUGCAUGGGAGAUGCUCAACUGAGCCACACAGGCCAGAGCUGGAUAGCUUCUUAAAAAACAGACUCCUGGCAUCCCAUCUCUGCCAUCUUCCUAAAUUGGGAUUCUUUGGGGAUGGAGACUAAACAUCUGAAUUUUAAAUAAGCAUCCUCGGUGAUUGAUUAGGGUGGUCCAGGGAGACUUUAAGAAACACUGAAAGGAUCAAUUAAGUGUGUGUGUGUGUGUGUGUGUGUGUGUUAGGGGUGGGGAAGACAGUACUAUCAUAUGUGGCCAUGAGAUGGCAGCAGAGAGAGGCAAGGAGAGGGGCUGGGAGUGGGCAGGCUUGGGGAUGGGUUGUGGGAGGAGCUGGGCCCUAUAUUUCAGCACGGUCAUCUUUGCCAGCUGAAGUCUAUUGCUGCAGACUACUCCCCUGUGACUGCCUGUCUGAUUACCAGGUCUUUACAGACGCUUUGCUUUUGCCAAACUCUGCCAGCAGAAACCGCACCAGUGUGACCUUGGCUGGCUGAGGGGGUAGUAAUGUGUGUUCCACAUGGGUGAGUAUGGGAGGCAAGGGAUGUCACCUGCACAAGGCAGCUUAGUGAAAGGGCAUCAGUGCAUGUUGAAAGCAGGGUUUCCCCAUCCCCCUGCUGCCAGGCUUGUGGUUCCAGGUGCUCUGAAAGGGUUCACCUGAACCCAGCCUGCUCCAGUCAGGAGAGGAUGAGCUCUGUUGCUGGGAAGCUGGCUGAAGGCCAAGCAAAGGAUGCUGGGAUGGGGUGGUGGCAGGGAACAUGGGACGAGGCAGCUGUCUCUGGGAGCAGACAAGAUGUCCCUGGCUUCAGUAGGGGUGGGGCGGUAAGAGGAUUAGGUGACAGUCCCCUAACUCAGCCCGGAACUAACACCUCCCCCCUCACUCAUGAGCCUUGGCCUGCCCCGCUCCGAGCCUGCCAACGUUCAGAAUAACCCUGAGGACCAGACAGCAGGAUGGCAGGGGCUCUGCUCAGCGCCCUAUUCCUCUUGCAGCUUCUUGGCCGAGGUGCAGGGAAUGAGGAGUUGCGCCUUUAUCACCAUCUUUUCGACAAUUAUGACCCACAAUGCAGGCCAGUGAGGGAGCCUGAGGACACUGUCAGCAUCAACAUCAAGGUCACCCUGACCAACCUCAUCUCGCUGAACGAGAAAGAAGAGACCCUCACCACCAGCGUCUGGAUUGGAAUCGACUGGGACGAUUACCGACUCAACUUCAGCAAGGAGGACUUUGGGGACAUCGGAAUCCUGCGGGUCCCGUCCACACACGUAUGGCUACCAGAGAUUGUGCUGGAAAACAACAUCGACGGCCAGUUCGGGGUGGCUUACGACUGCAACGUGCUGGUCUACGAGGGCGGCCACGUGAGCUGGCUGCCCCCCGCCAUCUACCGCAGCGUCUGCGCCGUGGAAGUCUCCUACUUCCCCUUCGACUGGCAGAACUGCUCGCUCGUCUUCCGCUCUCAGACGUAUAAUGCCCAAGAGGUGGAGUUCGUCUUCGUGGUGGGCGAUGACGGCGAAACCAUCAGCAAGAUCGAUAUCGACACUGAGGCCUACACCGAGAACGGCGAGUGGGCCAUCGACUUCUGCCCCGGGGAGAUCCACCGCCAGGACGGAGGCUCCGCUGACGGCGCAGGGGGCAUUGACAUCGUGUACACGCUCAUCAUUCGCCGGAAGCCGCUCUUCUACAUCAUUAACAUCAUUGUGCCCUGCGUGCUCAUCUCAGGCCUGGUGCUGCUCGCCUACUUCCUGCCGGCGCAGGGUAAGGAGUCGCCCCAACCCGCAAGUGGGGCUCGUUCCGGAGUGUGUGUGUGUGUGUGUGUCCCCCAGCGCCUUACCUCUAGCAAGGUGGUGCACAAGUUCACGGCGCUGGCCGCGGCUUCUCUUAGCAGCAGCCCCAGGAUACUCGUGGGCCGCGGCCACAGCGACCUCCAGCGACGACAGAAGCGGGGGCUGGAGGGCCACCUGGGGAAGGAGCAAGGGCAGUGGAGCCGUCGGGAGGUGUCCGACUGGGUGCGCAUGGGGAAGGCCCUGGACAACAUCUGCUUCUGGGCGGCGCUGGUGCUCUUCAGUGUGGGCUCCAGCCUCAUCUUCCUGGGGGGCUACUUAAACCAAGUGCCCGACCUGCCCUACCCGCCGUGCAUGUAGACCCGAGCUGGUGGCCGCCUGAUUUCAACUUUCCUAUCCUCUCCAGGAGGAAAUAGAUUUUGAAAAACAAGUUGCUACCACUGCUAUAUUAUGAUCCUUUACCACCAGGGAUAAUAAAUCAGUAUUUUGUAAACA